Messenger RNA from Capsella rubella, 1905 nucleotides. RefSeq names its product pectinesterase 1. Bases 95 to 1867 code for a protein of 590 amino acids. Lineage: Eukaryota; Viridiplantae; Streptophyta; Magnoliopsida; Brassicales; Brassicaceae. The record is from RefSeq and is a predicted model, not a curated record. The transcript has 2 exons. Gene Ontology annotation, molecular function: pectinesterase inhibitor activity; pectinesterase activity. Gene Ontology annotation, biological process: cell wall modification.
AACACCAAUUCUUAUUCAUCCCCGUUCAAAAGUAACUACAACAAAAAAAGGUAUAAACCCUAAGAACUUAGUUUGAGUGUUUUUUUUAUUUGUUAUGGAUACUGUGAAGUCAAUCAACAAAGGCUAUGGCAAAGUAGACGAAGCUCAAGAUUUAGCGUUGAAGAGAAAGACAAGGAAGCGGUUGAUUUACAUAGGCGUUUCCGUCGCUGUUCUUGUGGCGAUUAUAAUCAGCUCCGUCGUCGCCGUCGCUGUUCAUAGCCGGAGAAACAAUUCGCCUAAAUCAACACCGAGUACAGUCCCUGAGUUGACUCCAGCCGCUUCACUCAGAACUGUGUGCAGUGUGACUCGUUUCCCCGCUUCUUGUAUUUCAAGCAUCUCCAAGCUUCCAUCGUCCAACACGACGGAUCCGGAGGUUUUAUUCAAGCUCUCGUUGAAGGUGGUGGUCGACGAGCUCAAUUCCAUUUCCGAUUUGCCGAGGAAGCUCGCGGAGGGGACUGAUGAUGAGAGAAUCAAAUCGGCGCUGGGUGUUUGCGGAGAUCUGUUCGACGACGCGAUUGAUCGCGUUAACGAGACUGUUUCCGCCAUGGAUGUUGGAGACGGGAAGAAUAUUUUGAAUUCGACUAAGAUCGACGAUCUCAAAACGUGGCUCAGCGCCGCCGUUACAGAUCACGACACGUGUCUCGAUGCGCUUGACGAACUCAGUCAAAACAAAACGGAGUACGCCAAUUCAACAAUCUCACUGAAACUCAAAUCCGCCAUGGUUAAUUCAACCGAGUUCACCAGCAACAGCUUAGCGAUCGUCGCCAAGAUCCUCUCUACGCUAAGCGACUUCGGUAUCCCGAUUCACCGUAGACGGCUCCUCAAUUCGAAUUCGGCCGAUUCGUUUCCGAAUUGGGUUAGCCCAGGCGUGAGACGGUUACUCCAAGCGAAGAAAUUAACGCCUAAUGUCACGGUUGCGGCGGAUGGCUCCGGGGAUGUGAAGACGGUUAACGAAGCGGUGGCGAGAGUUCCGAAGAAGGGGAAAACGAUGUUUGUGAUAUACGUGAAAGCAGGUACGUAUGUAGAGAAUGUGCUAAUGGAUAAGAGUAAGUGGAAUGUUAUCAUCUACGGUGACGGCAAGGACAAGACCAUUAUCUCCGGUAGCAAAAACUUCGUCGACGGGACUCCCACUUUUCAAACGGCGACGUUUGCAAUUCAAGGCAAAGGAUUUAUGAUGAAGGACAUCGGAAUCAUAAACACGGCCGGAGCAGCGAAGCACCAGGCCGUUGCAUUCCGAUCAGGAUCCGAUUUCUCAGUCUACUAUCAAUGCUCCUUCGACGGUUUCCAGGAUACGCUCUAUCCUCACUCCAAUCGCCAAUUCUACCGUAACUGUGAUGUCACCGGAACAAUCGAUUUUAUCUUCGGAGCCGCCACCGUCGUCUUCCAGGGAUGCAAUAUCCGACCGCGUCAGCCGCUUCCGAAUCAGUUCAAUACAAUCACCGCCGAAGGUAAAAAGGAUCAGAAUCAAAACUCUGGUUUGUCGAUCCAACGAUGUACAAUCUCCGCCAACGGGAACGUAACUGCUCCGACAUAUCUCGGCCGUCCGUGGAAGGAGUUUUCGACGACGGUGAUUAUGCAAUCGGUGAUUGGUCCAAUCGUGAAGCCGGCUGGGUGGAUGUCGUGGGUUUCGGGUGUUGACCCACCUGCGAGUAUACUGUAUGGAGAAUAUAAGAAUUCGGGUCCUGGGUCGGAUGUGACCAAUAGAGUUAAAUGGGCCGGGUACAAGCCCGUUAUGUCUGAUGCUGAGGCAGCGAGGUUUACGGUUGCCAAUUUUCUCCGAGGGGCUGAUUGGUUACCGGUGACUGGAGUGCCGUAUCAACAAACUUAAUGGCUUAAACCAUCUUCAUUGCAAGGAUCUUAGGGGGU